Lethenteron reissneri (Far Eastern brook lamprey) is the source of this 4560-nucleotide messenger RNA. RefSeq names its product chordin-like protein 1. Gene Ontology annotation, biological process: negative regulation of BMP signaling pathway; cell differentiation. NCBI's taxonomy places the organism in Eukaryota, Metazoa, Chordata, Hyperoartia, Petromyzontiformes, Petromyzontidae. The record is from RefSeq and is a predicted model, not a curated record. Gene Ontology annotation, molecular function: BMP binding.
UUGCAUGCAGCUCAGUCUCAUAAAGGGCAGAGUGGGAACAGCAGUCAGGCAGGCAGAUGCACCGUGCAAGCCUCUCCACCUUGACCAUGGCGACUGGGAUGGGAAUGAAUGUCAUCGGAGUUGGGUGCCUCUCCGUGUGGUUGUUGAUUGCGACUUGUGGGGUGGCUCAUACUCACGGCGGUGGACAGGCUGGCGGCGGGCAGUGCGUGUUUCAGGACCAGAGGUACAGCCCCGGCGACACAUGGCACCCAUUCCUGCCACCCCACGGACUCGAGCACUGCAUCCGCUGCGCCUGCUCCAAGAGCGGGAACGUGCAGUGUGCACGUGUGCGGUGUCCACAGCUCCUGUGCGAGCACCCAGUGAGCGUCCCCCAGCAGUGCUGCCCCGCGUGCCCAGAGUCGGAGGAGGCACGCAGGGAGGACGGGGGGCGAGCGAACGGACGAGCGUGCCAGUACCAGGGGGCCACGCACCAGCACGGCGCACUCUUCCCGGGAGGCGCGACGCUCUUCCCCGCUCGCCGGCCCACCCAGUGCGUGCAGUGCGGCUGCUCGGAGGGCAGCGUGUACUGCGCACUGAAGACGUGCCAGCCGCUCAACUGCACCGCGCAAGUGAUGGGCACGCAGGGCUGCUGUCCUGUCUGCAAAGAACACAUGAGUGAGACGGAGAUGCAGGAGAGCGAGAGAGGGGACCUGGAACAAACCAACGGGGAGACAACUCCGAUGAGGCAGUCGCACAGAGAGGCCAGGCAUUCGUGCGGGGGCCCCAGCGGAGAGGAGCGGAGGCCGCGUGGGAGGGGAGGAGGGGGGUCUCUGGGAGGGCGCUCCGUCAGCGCCGCCGCCGCCGUGGCCGCCGCGGGGAGACACGCGCGCCCGCUCCGCGAGUCGCUGUUCCCCGCUCGCGCCAGCGUCUCGUUCAACAUGAGCAGGGGCCGACCCGGCAAAGCGUGCUCGUACCACGGGCGGCUGUACUCGCACGGGGAGUGGUGGCAGCCCAACGUGGCCCCGCUGGGCCCCGUCGAAUGCGUGUCGUGCACCUGCCGUGACGGGCGCCCGGAGUGCCACCGCACGCACUGCCCACGUGACGACCAGAUGCCCUGCCCGGCGCCGCGCAAGCUGCGUGGCCGCUGCUGCAAGGUGUGCCCGCAAGAACCAGGCGGGGAGGAGAGGGACCAUCGGUCCGCCGCGGGCUGCGGCGUGGACGUGGGCGACCGGGCGGUGUACGAGGUGACGACGCUCCGCGUGGGGCCGCGAGAGGCUGGGGGCGGCAAAGGGGACGCAGGGAGCCGAUCGCCGCAACCGCAAUCGCCACCGCAGCCGCCGCCACCGCCGCGGCUCAGGAAGUUUGCGGUCGUUCCUGAUGCCGACAGAGACGUUGACAUCGUCAUCCUGACGACGCAGAACGGCAUCAUCCUGGACAUGAACGUGGAGCCGAUGGAGAAGCAGAAGUUUGAGGGCGACUAUCGGCAAGACACCGGAGUGACGCUGCGUCUGCUCGCACGCACCACGCACAGUCGAUGGAAGAAGUUCCGGCAGAAGGCCUCCCAGGCGCGGGUGGGCGAGUGCGGAGCGGCCAAGCUGUGCGGGGCGCCGGUCCGCGCCGACGAACUCCUGCGAGCGCUCGCCCCGCUCAAGCACGAGUGCGGCGGACGCGGGGGUCACGGCAGGGUCGUGUCCAGGGGGUCUCUCGCGUGCAUCAUGGGGCUCGCUUAGGACGCGCAGCGCGCGCGCAGGGGUUAGGGUUAGAAAGCUUCGUUUUCAAUGUUUUCAAUAGGUCCAAUGUGUCAAGACAAAUACGCGUACGAUUUGUAUACGCGUGCGAUUCGAACGUGUGGCAUAGAGCUGUUAAUUUAACUGUUGCUCGGCAGACUCCAAAUGUUCCGAGGACUGUGCAUUGGCAGACCCGUCCCGAGUUGUGUUUGAGGGGUCGGUCUCGAGGCUGACUCAACAUGAGACACGCCACGUGAUGCAUUUGUCAUCAACUACAGAUCAAGCAUACUGGGGUGUUCCAAAACAUUUCCCAUUCAUUUCAUCACCACCCUUCAAAGUCAAUUAGUUUUACUUGCUUCACAUGAGGCUUUUUUGGUGGUAAUGCAAUUAAUCGUAUACAGAGGGGUAGUGGCUAGUCUGGAAUAUGGCUUUAAAGAUCUGUUUGAAGACACAAGCAUGAUCUAUCUGAUGCAAUUGGUCACACUGCUGCCUUGGCCUAUAGCGCUCUAUAUCAUGCUCUAUAAGGACGAUUAAUGAUGAUGGUGAUUAAUGGUCGUAAAAAUUGCUGACGACUCUGGCUGUUUGUGAUGGUUGAUGGAAGAUCGCUGAUGACGAUGAUGACGACGACGAUGACGAUUGCCGGUGGUGGCAGUGACAAUGGGGAACCGCAGCUGUGGUGCUGACGACGACGGCGGCGAUGAAAGCGACCUCGACAGAAGCGACGAUCAUUGAACGCCGCCGCAAUCCGAACCCGGGGCGCCUCCGUGUGCCAAUGACGAAUACGUUCGCAGCAAGUGAAACGUGAGACACGCAGCAAGGUCUCCGCAGCCAUUAAUCAAAGCCUACGGGCUGGCUUUGACAUCAAAGCCAAACAUGUAUUCGUGCGAUGUUGACACACGCGCUUCACGGCACUCUGCCAGUCGGACCGUGCAACACUCGCUGUGUGAACACCUGGAUUUGCCUUUGGGUGCUCCCCUUCAACCCAGCCACGCACGGGCACCUUCGUGGGAAUCCUGGCGAUAACCCGGUGGGAAUGCAAACUGGAAUCGGCUCCACUUCACGGCAGCUUAAGCUAGAGAGCGGGCGAUGAAGCCUCAUCGAGCGAAGGCGUCCCCCGUCAACAGAGCACGGCGCGUUGCCGAGACGCGGAUAUGACACGGUCCGAAAGUAACAUGUGGUCUUGGUUAUGGAGAGAAAAUGUUUUACAUCUAUACAUGAAAACAAUGAGAGCAAUUCGACAUCCAUUAACAUGACUUUAUACUCAUUUGGCCGCCUUUUGCCCCCCCCGUGUUUCUGUUUUAAGGGACACAAGUGUCGAUGUCAGCCUUUAACCGCACGCGGAGUUUACGGGCCGAUCUGGUUUAUGGCCCGUGUGAGCACGAAGCGCCGAGGCAGCUUCUUGGUUCUUUCGGUAAAGUCACGUAGAAGGGAGAUAAUAAAAUAAUACAAAUAAAACAUAAUAAAAUAAUACAAUUCUCACGACGUUUCGGCCACAACGCAAGAAGCCGUCCUCAGGUGAAGAACAGGUCUGUCGGAAAGACAGCGUCUGAAUCUUUCCGACAGAUCUGUUCUUCACCUGAGGACAGCGUCUGAAUCUUUCCGACAGACCUGUUCUUCACCUGAGGACGGCUGCUUGCGUUGUGACCAAAACGUCGUGAGAAUUGUAUUAUUUUGUUGUAUUUUUAUUAUUUUAUUAUCUCCCUUCUACGUGACUUUACCGAAAGAACCAAGAUGAAUCCCUGCAGUCACGAAAGCUUUAAAUCGAAAUGUAACCGCCGCGGCAGCGUUGACGCAGGGGGUGUCCCAACGUCAGCAUGUUACCUGGCUACAAAGCUAACACAACAAAUGCGUUCAAUUCAUUCAUUGGUGAAGUUUUCUCCGGACAACGAUCAAAUCGCACCUAAAGUCGCAAGCGAUUUCUCUAGAAGUUGUCAAGUAUAGUUUUAAACGCUUCCACAGUUAUUUCAUGCAUGCGCAAAUCUAAUUUACUUUUUGUGCUGGCCGUUAUUGUUAAAAGCAAUCCCUUUCAGAAACGCCACCUCUUUGGAAACAAUCCAAGCAUGAAUGUGUUCGCUACAUUUUAUGAGAAGUUUUUACCUUUUAGCUAAAAGUAUUUAUUUGAAAUAUUUUGGCUCAGGUACAUACCCCAUCGAACAGUUUGAGCGAGGUACAUUAGUAAUCACACGCUUGUACACGCUGCUGGUUACCCAUAAACAGCCAGAAGUGAUUGUUUAUGUAAAUUUUAAAGUUCAAAAAUAGUUUGCACAAAAUUAACAUAUUCACAUAAACAUCCUGCUGUGCUGUUGAUUGCAUUGUGUACACCGGCCAGGAAUCAACUCAGCCCAUCAUCCAUCCAUGGUCAGUACAAUUUGUACAAUUUGUACCACUUGGUGGAAAGUGAACGGUGGCUAUUAUAUGCAGAGACUGGUCCCCUCAAUGGGGAUGUGGAAUUUCUAUCACUGGCUCUGGACCACUGACUCAGCUCCACAAGUAUUUUAGAGGGAGGUACUUACUUUAGUUAAACAAUGUGGUUUGUUUAUGGUGGUGUGAGCUCGUAACAUCAAGCCAACAAAUGCCAAUCGCAAUGAGUCGGUCAUUAUGUGGGCCUUACCUGGUAAAAUAAAAAGUUCAGUUUAAUUUAAUAGCGAAAGACCAACCUUUGCGCGAAUAUUAGACGCAAUCACUGGGGAGCUAACAAUUCUCACUCGUCAAGUGAGCUGCAUGGAACUAGAUGGAGGCAGCCCUCAUUGGAACAAAACACAAACUGAACAAACGAGGGAAGGAAAGAAACACGUUUCGCUCGUAGACACAAGAAAUGUUGACACGAAUAAACGUUGCGGAAUUUGUAAACGUU